This is a messenger RNA of Coccinella septempunctata (seven-spotted ladybird), 3332 nucleotides long. RefSeq lists its product as uncharacterized. The transcript is spliced from 3 exons. Gene Ontology annotation, molecular function: small GTPase binding; GTPase activator activity. Lineage: Eukaryota; Metazoa; Arthropoda; Insecta; Coleoptera; Coccinellidae. The record is from RefSeq and is a predicted model, not a curated record. Gene Ontology annotation, cellular component: perinuclear region of cytoplasm; nucleus; cytosol. The coding region runs from base 1469 to 3235 and encodes 588 amino acids. Gene Ontology annotation, biological process: activation of GTPase activity; nucleocytoplasmic transport.
UUAUUUAAUUCACUAGUACAAAAGAUUACUUUGUUUUGGCGAUUAAAACCUUAUGAUUGUCCCUCCAUGGUGAAUCAUCCCUGAGAUGACUGAUUUUUUUGAAUGGGGUCAAAAUGGAUAUGGGAGCAUGCUGUAAUAAUACCGAGGAAAAGGUGCACAUUUCCCAUGACGAUGUGAAGUCAGAAAAGAAACUAGACUUGUUUGAACAAUUUAUGGAUGAAAGAGGAGUUAUAAUCAAGGAUGAAGGAAGUGGCCAAAUUGGUUUAGAUACAGAAGCCUCUUUUGAAUGUCACAGAUGUUGCUUGGAAUAUAUUCCUCCAAGUGAAGAAAAUUGUCUUUAUACAUGCAUAGAAUGCAAUAAUGCUUCCAGUCUGAAAGAUAAGAAAGAAAAUUUAGAAUCUCCUGAUUUGGAUACACACACAAAUCAGAAGUGUCAUUGGUGUGAUUCUGAAAAAAAAUGUGUGUUACAUUUCAAUUCUGUUUAUUCGAAAAUAAGAAAUCACGAGUGUCAACUAAGUGAAUAUGUUGAAAGUAGAAAAGAGACCUUUCAAAGGCAUAUCGCCCUUGUUCAUACAAACCAAUGUCACUUAUGUGAAUAUACUGCAAAUGAGAAGAGUGAACUCAAUGUACAUCUAAGAUCUAUUCAUUCGAAAGUCAAGAAACACAAGUGUUCCUUAUGUGAAUAUGCUACACCUCGAAAAAAAAUCCUUGAAAUUCAUAUGAAAUCUGUCCAUUUGAAAAUAAAGGAUCACAAGUGUCAUCUAUGUGAGUACACUACAAGUCAAAAAAAGUACCUCGAAGCUCAUGUGAAAUCUGUUCAUUUGAAGAUUAAGAAAUUCAAGUGUUCCAUAUGUGAAUAUGCUGCGACUCAAAAAAGACAUCUCGAUGUUCAUACGAGAUCUAUUCAUUUGAAUACCAAGAAAUAUAAUUGUUCCUUUUGUGAUUAUGGUGCAAGUCAAAAAAUACACCUGGAAGUUCAUGUGAAAUCCGUUCAUUUGAAUAUCAAGGAACACAACUGUUCCUUAUGUGAUUAUGCUGCGAAAUAUAAACAUCAACUCAAACUUCAUAUGACAUCUGUUCAUUUAAAAAUUAAGGAACAUAAGUGUGACCUAUGUGAAUAUGCUUCCAGUCGAAAACAUCAACUCGAUGUUCAUGUGAAAUCUGUUCAUUUAAAAAUUAGGGAUCACAGGUGUCAUCUAUGUGACUAUGAAUCAAGUGAAAAAAGUGCACUUCAAAAGCAUAUCAGCAGUGUUCAUCUGAAUAUCAAGAAACACAAGUGUUCCUUAUGUACAGCCUAGACUCUUCAGCCCUAGGAAUCAUCCAACAAUACUUUGACCCAGGAAGCGAAAAAGAAGAGGAUAUUGGGUACAUAGCAUAUUUCCUGAGCCCCUGUGUAAAAAAACGAACAAAAUCGAUCAGCGUCUGAAAAGUGAAGUUUUUGAACAGCUAAAAGGAUAAAACACAUAAUAUGGAACAUACAGAAUUGCUUGAUAAGUUAAAAGUUAUUCUACGUUCUGCUCCUAGUGACGUACAAGAAGAUGAGGUUCAAUCUGUAGCUCAAAUUCUGAAAGAGUCAAAACUUACUUCACUCCAUCUCGCCGACAGUAAUAUAGGAUGUAACGGCCUAAAAUUUCUGACACAAGUUUUGAAACACACCCAAAUUCAUACACUCGAUCUUAAACAGAACAACUUAAGGGAUGAAAGUGUAAGAUAUCUGGCGGAAUCUCUAAAAGACACCCAAAUAAAACAUCUCGAUCUGAGCGGAAACAGAGUUGGAAUCGACACAGCCAAAUGCCUGAAUGAGAUCCUGAGUAAAACUAAAUUGAAGAGCCUCGACCUCGAUGUACAUUGCCGAGAAGCUCCCGACGAUUAUAAUUAUAUCUCUCACGAAUUGUUUCGGGGUAGGGUUCACAUCACUCUCCUCAACAAUAAAAUCGGCUUCAAGACUGCUCAAUAUCUGAAUAAAAUGUUUCCGAGUAUUUCUGAACUGACGCUUGGUCUGAUCUUCGAAGCCGAUGAUGUUCAAUAUUUGGCUCAAGCUUUCAAAGGUACCAAGAUUGGCAUGCUGAGGUUGUAUUGCAAUCACAUAAUGCAAGAUAACGGUGUUGAAUAUGCAAUUGGAGCGUUCAAAGAUAGUCAAAUCUUCACUUUGAAUCUGAAUGGGGAGAAACUACCUUUAGAAGGAGUUCAACGUUUGGCUGAAUUUUUAAGACGGGUUAAAGUUUUGGAUCUUCGACUUUGUAAUAAUCAAAUGGGAGACGAAGGUUUGAAACAUUUAGUACCAGCCCUGAAAGAUAGUGAUAUUAUGUAUAUUCAUCUCCCGGGGAAUGAUAUCAAAGCCGAAGGAGCUCAGUAUUUAUCUGGAAUCUUACGAGAUUCCAAGAUUGUUUAUAUAAAUUUGUCCCAUAAUACUAUUGGAGCCGAUGGUGCUAAAUAUCUAGCAGAAGGUUUGCCGGAUAGCCAAGUUACUUCUCUCGAUCUUACUGGAAAUGGAAUCGGAUAUGUGGGAUAUCAAUAUCUUGGCGAUGUUGUCGAUGAUACCAACAUAUCUUGGGUUAAUUUACAUCGCAAUAAUAUCGAAGCAGGAUUAGCAGAAGGAGAAAAGUUUGAUCCCAAUAAAAUACCGAGAAUUAGCAAGCCCGUUCAUCGCAAAAUAUGCAAUAUGUUUGAAUUAUUAGUGUCACUGAAUCCUCUGACUAAUAAGUUCGAAUUUAUUGCACCUAGAAAUAUGAAAUCCUUCUCUAUUUUUGAGAUGGAGCUUUACGCCUUCUUUUUUAGAAGUUUAAAAGAUAAUCCGAAUUGUGAGGUACAUAUUUUCGACUUGAUGUGUAAAGCCGAAAAUGGUUUUAAAUUGGAUAUAAUGAACAAAAUUAAUGAGUUUUUAGAAACUAGGCAACACAAAUUCAAUACUUUCUUUGAUAGUAAAUUACCGUGUUUAUUAGAAUCGUUGGGUAGGGUUAACGGUGCAAAUAUUGUGAGGUCGUUCGAAAAUUUAGAACUGUCUGAUAUUGUACAAAAUCUAUUGUUACAUAGGGUAUUUUACUAUGUAGAUGAAAAACAGGAAAUUUUACAUCCGUAUAUUUACAAGUUGUUAGAUAAAUAUAAUAUGCCUUUAUUUAGUGAUCGACUUGAGCCGAACAAAAGAGCAGAUAUAAUUGCUUUCUUUCAAGAAUAUCCAGAAAUGGACUGUGCACAAGAAAUUGUAGAUUUGUUAGGAUCACAAUCCUAUUUAUAAAAAAAAGUUUUAGGUGAUUGUUUCUUUUGAAUUCAGUAUCUAUGUUUGUCUUGUUUAUUUUAUUAUAUAUUUUUUUAUUGUAUGAUUAAAAUAAAAU